AUCGUUCGCCUCGCGAGCUGCGACGAGCGUGUGCGUCACACUGUCACUCUCUCUCUCUCUGUCCUCCUCUUCUGUCUCUCUCUCCCUCUUCAUUCCCAUCCUCUUUCUUUCCCGAGUUUUCUCUCUCUCUCUCGAUCAGUCGUCUACGCUCCACAAGACUAAGCCCCGAAAGCGACACAAGGAUAGCUGGCCAACCUGUUACCUUCCGAGGUUACAUCCAGUGGCGACCAGUCGAUUACACACGGAUACUUUCUCUCAACAACUGGCGUCGCAGGCCACUGCUCUUCCCGGUGCGACAGGCGCCGUGUUCCUUGUACACUCCUCCCCGCCUUUCUCGUCUCGUCACCCACUCCUCAAUGCCAACGCGCCCACGCCUCACCGGCGCUCUGGCCCUCGUCGUGCUGCUGGCGCUUGCCGCGCCGGUCGUCGCAUCGUCUGGCGACCGCCACCCAUCCUUCAAACUCUGCACCUCGCUGUGCGAGGUCAAGCGGUGCGAGCCACAUCAUCCCCCGCUGCCCUGGCACUUGCGCGCAUUGCUAUGGACAUGCGCCGAUGACUGCGCGUACGUUUGCGGACACCGGCUUACCGAUGAGGCCGACGCAGGCCGCGAGGCGUAUCACCAGUUCUUCGGAAAGUGGGCCUUCCAUCGCGUCUGGGGUAUUCAGGAACCCAUGUCGGUCGUCUUCUCGUUGGGCAAUCUUGCGGUCAACUACCGCGGUCUGCUGAACGUGACGGAAUACGUGCGUGACGACAACGGCCUGCAUCCGUGGCUUGUCGUCGCCGCACUCGUGCAGAUCAACACCUGGUUUUGGAGCACAAUCUUUCACUCCCGAGACCUUCCUCUGACGGAAAAGCUCGACUAUUUCUCCGCCAUGACUACCGUCGCGUUCAUGCUAUUGUACGCCGUCGUGCGUAUCUUCGGGCUGCAGACACCGAAGAGCCGCAGCCCAUACUGCUUCAAGGUCACCGCGGGCUUUGCCGUGAUGGUGCUCUCGCACUUUAUUUACGUGUCAAGCUUCGCACACUUUCCCUAUGGGUACCACGUCGGCGUGGCGAUGGUGCUAGGCCUCGUGUCCAACGCCCUCUGGAUUAUGUGGACGCUUUCGUUCUACAUCCGCAUCCCGCCGAUCACGCUCGGUGGCAGAGUUCUCACCUGGCCGUAUCCCUACCCACCAAGAAAUCCGCAGCUGACUGCACGACCGAGCCAAGCCAAUACACCUUCCGUUCUCGUCGUGCUUACCAUGCUUGCCAUGUCGCUCGAGAUCCUCGAUUUCGCCCCACUACGCCGCACGCUCGACGCGCACUCCCUUUGGCACCUUGCCACAAUCCCACUGGGCGAAAUGUGGUGGCGUUUCCUCAUCAAGGACGCCAAUGACCUCCAAGUUGCGCAGGGCGGCGGCCGCCUUCCAUUGUCUUCAAACAGCGGAGUCAAGCAGGCUACAAAUUAGUGAUAGAACGUAUCAGUAGAGCUGGGUGAUGGUGACGGGAUUAUUGCAGCAGUGCAUCCUUCUGUGCUCUAAGGGGGUAUUGCCUAGGAAAGGUGCACGAGCCAACGGGUGCUAGGUAGGGAUGAUGAUGUGAUAAAAUUGCUAAAUGCAGACCCAAGAUGCAGGCGAGGCCGCAGCCGAGC
Molecule: messenger RNA, 1630 nt
Organism: Cutaneotrichosporon oleaginosum
Lineage: Eukaryota; Fungi; Basidiomycota; Tremellomycetes; Trichosporonales; Trichosporonaceae
Biological process (GO): GPI anchor biosynthetic process
Cellular component (GO): endoplasmic reticulum membrane
Molecular function (GO): hydrolase activity, acting on ester bonds
Source: RefSeq, a predicted model, not a curated record